GCAGUUCAGCAACUUUCGUUUUUUAUAUAACAAGUGUUAGUCACUCAGAAUUCUGUCCAAUAUUGAACAAAUGAUUACUUUCCCGCCAAUUUGGUGAAUGUGGAAAUCUGAAUUGGUUGUGCAGUUUCUAAUCCAAAUACAAAUAACAAAAAAAAAAACGUAUAGUUGAUUUAAUUUAUAUUUAUAAACAGGUAAUAAAAUCGAUAUGCGAUAAUCGAUCAUUUAAAAUAGACGCAAUAACAAUACAAUAAAUAUUGUAUCGAUAUUUAAUCGAUGUACCGAUAUCCUAAUAUAUGUAUGCAAGUUUAAAAACAAUCAUCGUUUUAUUUAUUGAUAGCCAACAAUACAAACUAAUAUGAGUGACAGUCUGGAACACGCGCUCAGCAAAAUGCGAGAGAACAAGAUGUUCUCCGACUGUCUUAUAUUGGUAGAAGACCAAUCUUUUGCUUGCCAUAAAAAUAUUUUGGCUGUUGCAUCAGAGUUUUUUGAGCGUAUGUUUCUGGGCAAAUUCCAGGAGUCUCAAUCGGGCGAAAUUCGCUUGAAUGAGGUGAAGGCGGAGACGUUUAGCCACUUCCUUCAAUAUGUGUAUUCUUACAACAAGGAAAAACUCGCAGCACAUUCAGUUGCGAUGCUAACUGAGCUCCUCAAACUCGGUUCCUCCUGGCUGGUAGAUUCGAUUCAAAAAGACUGUGUUCAGAUCUUAAAAGGACGGAUCGGUGGUAUGACAAUCAGCGAUCUUGUCCCGACUUUUCAGAGCGCCCACGACACAAACCAUAACGAGCUCCAGGAAUGCUGUGUUCAGCGCUUGAAGUCAUUAUUUCGGAAUCAAAGUCAGUGUUUCAUAAGCGACGCAAUGGCACUGACUUCAGAUGCCUUCGAGCAGUACCUCAUUGCAAGCGGAGGAGGAAAUGUGCCCGAAAUCGAACGUUUCAAAAUGAUCGAGCUAUAUGUUAAAGUACAAGGACUUUAUGCCGAUUUCGCCGAGAAUUCAGAGGAUGUCGUCGAUGCUGAAAAGAAAGAAGUUAAGUUAAGAGUGACUUCUGAAGAAAGCGAUGUAGAAGAACCAGAACCGAAUGACAAACCAGGAACUUCUAAGGCGAUUUGCAAUAGCAGUGGAGAAGUUGCAGAUGAUGCAGUAGGCGAUCAAAAAGAAAGCAGGAUACAACGAACGCAUCUUAAAUAUAUAAAAACUUUGCUGGGCUACAUUGACUAUAACCGUAUGACUAAAAUUGAUUUUUACAACGUUGUCGGAAAGUCUAAUUUGCUAAACGACAAGGAGAAAUACGAAAAUCUUUUCUUAACUUGCUAAACCCGUUGAAAAUAUUUUCGAAUGAAUCGAUGGUUUUACUUAAAAAAAAAAAAACUAUGUUAUGAAACGAAAAAAAGAGAAGCUUUUAUUUUGCUACAACUGUUAAAAAGUAUUUCGAAAAUAACGAAUAUGUACGUCUGUGGAUUGGAUCAAAGCUUUGCUUUUUCAUUAUUGUUUAUUUGUCUUUAAUAAAAUAUAUUCUUUACAUAUGCCAAAA
Molecule: messenger RNA, 1526 nt
Organism: Drosophila ficusphila
Lineage: Eukaryota; Metazoa; Arthropoda; Insecta; Diptera; Drosophilidae
Product: kelch repeat and BTB domain-containing protein 7-like
Exons: 5
Coding region: 356-1309 (317 amino acids)
Molecular function (GO): protein binding
Source: RefSeq, a predicted model, not a curated record